CUCUCCUCUGGCGGGACACCAGACUCUCCAGCAUCAACAUCAUCCAGUUCUCUGUAACUUCACAUCCAGAGCAAACGAGCUACAGUCAUGACCAUCAACACACUCAGUCAGGAUGGAGUGCAGCGACAGCAAAUGCCCUGUUUGACCAAGAUGGAGCGCAUGAUCAUAUCCAUGCAGGACCCUGAUAUGGGCAUCAAGUUGCGCAACCAGCGUCUCCUCAUUACGGUCAUACCACACGCCAUGACUGGUAUAGACAUUGUUGAAUGGCUGAUUAAGAAAUUUUCUAUCUCUGAUGAAGAGGCAUUGCACAUUGGACACCUCUUUGUGAAAUAUGGAUACAUUUACCCUUUAAAAGAGCCUAGACACCUUAUUCUGAAAGCUGAUGAUUCACCAUAUCGCUUUCAGACUCCGUACUACUGGAUGUCGACAUGCUGGCCUGCUUCAGAACUGGACUAUGCUAUCUACUUGGCCAAGAAGAAUAUCCGAAAACAAGGAGAACUAAUUGAGUAUGAAAAGGAGUGCUAUAAUGCUUUACAUAAACGCAUCAACCACACCUGGGACUUUGUUGUGAUGCAGGCAAGAGAACAGCUCAGGGCAUCAAAACAGCGUCGGAAAGCAGAUCGUAUAGUGCUGGAGUGUCAGGAACAAGCCUACUGGCUAGUGAACAGACCUCCUCCAGGGAUGCUGGACAUUAUAGAUCACGGCCCGGAGAGAAGAACCAUGAACACACGAGUGCAACUGAAUGCAGAAUUCUACAAAAAAGAGAUUGAACAUAACAAGAGAAGCCUGGCGAGGAAUCGUGUCAAGUCCUCAAUUUGCCUUGAGAGUUACGUGAAGUACUGUGAGCAGUAUCAGCCCCAUGACCCAAUAAUGCAAGGAUGCCUUCCCAGCAACCCCUGGAUCACAGAUGAUGUCAUGUUUUGGAACAUGAACUCUGAAGUAGUUGCUCUGCCGACUAAACUGCGUGUGGAGCGCUGGAGCUUUAGCUUCAUGGAGCUGCUGAACGACCCAAUGGGCAGAAAAGAGUUCCUUGUUUAUUUGGAGAAAGAAUUCAGCGCGGAGAACUUGUGUUUCUGGCAGGCCUGUGAGGACGUUCGUCACGGAGAGACCUCAAAGAUUCCAGAGAAAGUGGGCGAGGUUUACAAGCAGUUUCUGUCUCCUGGUGCAAGUCGUUGGGUGAAUAUCGAUAGUAAGACCAUGGAAAAAACCCUGGAAGGACUCAAGCGCCCUCAUCGUUUUGUCUUGGAUGAUGCUCAAAUGCACAUUUACUUCCUUAUGAAAAAGGAUUCGUACCCUCGCUAUCUUAAAUCCGACCUCUACAAGAACUUAUUAGCCAGAGCCAUAGUACCACAGGAAACCAAGAAAAGUGGGUUCCCGUUCAUGCGCCGCCAGCGUCACUCCAGCCCUUCACCUGCUCUCGCCACACAAACCGCAGAGGAUGAUGGGAAGGCAAAGAACUCUGUCAAACAAAGCAAUUCCGGAACUGCAUCCCAGCUUUAAACAUGCACACAACAGUUACUGCUAUUUAAAACACUUUUUUUUUGUGCUACUUGAUGUUACCUCCAGUUGUCAUCUCCGGUUGUACUCUUAAAA
This is a messenger RNA of Rhinichthys klamathensis goyatoka, 1593 nucleotides long. It is a transcript of the gene rgs11, whose product is annotated as regulator of G protein signaling 11. Gene Ontology annotation, biological process: regulation of G protein-coupled receptor signaling pathway; G protein-coupled receptor signaling pathway; intracellular signal transduction. Lineage: Eukaryota; Metazoa; Chordata; Actinopteri; Cypriniformes; Leuciscidae. The record is from RefSeq and is a predicted model, not a curated record. The coding region runs from base 88 to 1500 and encodes 470 amino acids. The transcript is spliced from 17 exons.